This is a messenger RNA of Chara braunii, 4781 nucleotides long. NCBI's taxonomy places the organism in Eukaryota, Viridiplantae, Streptophyta, Charophyceae, Charales, Characeae. The record is from the annotation of a GenBank genome assembly.
GGCGCUAACCCACUGGAGGCACUAUCUCCUUGGGAGGUUCUUCUACGUCAGGACUGGUCAUCAUACCCUGAAGUGAAUGAGAACCCAGUCGGUGCUCUCCGAUGCGCUGAAACGCUGGAUUGAAGUCAUAAAGCAGUAUGACUUCGAAGCCCAGUACAUCAAAGGAGAGUACAACAAGGUUUCUGAUGCGCUAUGGCGGAGGCCAGACUUCCUUGGUGCGCUGAUCGCCGAGUUUGGGUUUGCGGAUGAUAUUACUCGAUCUUUGGUGGAAGCUUAUCGCGAGGAUYCGUUUAUGGUUGAGAUCAUACGUAGGCUCGAGGCAAAGGAUAAACGAGCCGUAGAACAGAUGCAUAGAGCACAGGCGGCGAUGAUAGAAUUUGAGAACAAGCACCGCCACCCAUCUACAUUCCAGGUAGGGGACAGGGUCUGGGUCAAAGCCUUUGAACUGGGGCAGGAGCAUGGGAUGUCCUGCAAGCUCAUGCCACAGUACUUCGGGCCAUGGGAGGUUCUAGAUGUUGUCGCGAAUGAUCCAGACGGGCCAUCGUAUGUAAUUCGGAUCACUGGUCACCUUCGCACCUACCCUGUCUUUCAUGCCUCCAAGCUCGCACCUUUCAAGGAAACUGAUGAGUUUCCCUCUCGUCGCUCAAUGCUGCCCCGAACCAUGGAUGGAGAGGUCGACAUCGACGACAUCGUGGAUCACAGAAAAAUGCCGGUUCCAAAACCAACAGGCGGGGGCCAUCCUCCGAAGCCGAAGCUGCAGUAUCGUGUUUCGUUUCGACAUCACAUUGAUGCAAAGGAGGACAGAUGGUUUACACGUCCUCGGUACACUUACGAGGACUAUGCUGUCCACUUGGUUCCACCGCUGUACCAACCGCUCCACGGGGAACAGUCCACCGCAUGCACGGUUUCAUCACCCUCGACAACCGAUUCGGCAGCUUCGCCGCAAUCUAUCGCCGGGGAUUCGACGUCAUGGUCAAGACUUGAAGAGCUCGACCCAUUGACGUUCACGGACUUCCAGUGGAUGCCCGUUCCCUUGACCGGACGAUUGCCAAAACCGCAUUGCAACAUGCUUAUGGCUCAAUUGCGGGACUACUUGCACACUGCAAUACCAGCUCCGUUGAUGGACGCCGGAGCAGAGGUUGUCGACCUUCAUGUUCACAUCGCGAAGAUCGACCACGAGUUCAAGACGCAACGGUACGACGACAUCGACGCACCAUUGCUAUACAUACGCAUUCAGAUCGGAGAGGCGACCUGCAGUGCCUUGAUCGAUUGCGGAGCAUCUCGCAACUACAUCAGCCAGGACUUCAUGGUACGCGCCGGCCUUGGCCCACGUGUCCGGAGGAAGUCCCAGCCUAYGCAAGUCASUCUGGCAGACGGUCAUACGCACAAGUCCAUCGACCGGUGCAUUGACGCCGUUCCAGUGUACUUUGCCCCUCACGCAAGUGAGGCGGUGUCCUUUGACAUUCUGGACACCAAAUUCGACAUGAUCUUGGGCAUGUCAUGGAUGCGAAGCGAGGAUCACCCGGUGAACUUCUUCUACCUCACUGUUCACGUUCGUGAUCGGAACGGAGUAUUAGUUCCAUGCACGGUGCCUCUUCCUUAUCCUUCGAUCAGCUGCAACGUGGCAUCCGCCGCAAGCAUGCGAGCUUCCAUCAUCAGAGACGACAUCGAGGAGAUGGGGGUGUGUUUUCUCCACGCCCUCCCGCCACAUGACGCUUCAUCGACGGACUCACCUUCGGAUCCACGCAUCACCGAACUUCUCGACGCCUAUAGCGACGUGUUCGAAGGCCCGCACGGAGUAGUACCGACGAUCAAGAACAUCGGCCCUCUCCCACGCAUCGACGACCUUCUCGAGCGAUUGGGCGGCGCCCAGUUCUUCUCUAAGCUGGAUCUCAAGUCAGGGUACCACCAACUCGAGAUUCGCAAGGAGGAUCGCUACAAGACCGCGUUCAAGACACGGUAUGGGCAUUUCGAAUGGCUGGUCAUGCCAUUUGGCCUUACGAAUGCCCCAGCCACUUUCCAAGUGGCUAUGAAGACGGAGUUCCGACACAUGCUGGAUCGUUUCGUACUUAUCGACCUCGACGACAUUUUGGUUUACAGUCGGAGUCUGGACGAGCAUGUGGAACACYUGCGCACCGUUUUGGAGCGGCUACGACAGGCCAAGUACAAAGCAAACCGCGACAAGUGCGAGUUCGCACAGCAGGAGCUGGAGUACUUGGGACACUAUGUGACGYCGCAAGGCAUCCGUCCGCUUGCGGACAAGAUCGAGGCCCUUCGAGUAUGGCCCGAGCCCACCAACACCACGAACGUUCGUUCAUUCAUGGGGUUGGCGAGCUACUAUCAGCGAUUCAUCACUGGAUACUCCAGGAUUGCUGCACCUAUGAUGAGGUUACAGUCGCCAAAGGUGCCAUUCGUACUCGAUGACGACACACACCGGUCAUUCCAAGCACUUAAGACGGCUAUGCUCAUGGCACCCGUCCUUAGCAUCUAUGACCCCACCCUGCCGACGCGAGUGACUACGGACGCUUCCGGCUAUGGCAUUGGGGCAGUCUUGGAACAGCACGACGGCGACGAUUGGCACCCUGUGGAGUAUUUCAGCCACAAAGUGCCUCCCAUCAACUCGCUUGAUGAUGCAAGGAAGAAGGAGCUGCUCGCAUUCGUGAUGGCUCGCAAGCAUUGGCGGCACUUCCUCCUUGGGCGGUGUAGGUUCACAUGGGUCACAGACAACAAUCCAUUGACCUACUACAAGACGCAGGACAUGGUGAGCAGCACGAUCGGACAAUGGAUGUACUUCAUCGACCAAUUUGACUUCACACCGAAACAUGUCCCCAGCCUCUCCAAUCGCGCAGCAGAUGCACUCUUGCGAAGACCUGAUCUUUGCGCUAUGUCACAUCAUGCCUUCGCAUUCGACGAGGAGCUUCAGCGACACUUCAUCCGGGCAUAUCAGUCUGAUCCGGACUUCGACACGCUCUAUGGACAGCUAUCUUCGGAUCACCCGCCGGCCAGCCAUUACCGCAUUGCCGACGGGUACUUGCUCCUCGCACUCGAGAGGCAAGGACUUACUAUGAUGUUUCACGCAAACUGCUUCCCCAAGUGGUUUGGACCUUCGUCUGUGACAGCAGCCGUGGGCGAUGAGCCCAAUGGCCCUUCAUUUGUGAUCAACAUUCCAGAGCAUCUGACGGUCCAUCUGGUCUUCUACGCCUCGAAGCUGGCAAGAUACACGCCAGCCAAGAGCGACGACUUUCCGGACCGACGAUCGCAGGACCCUCCUUCUAUGGAUGGCCAUCAGGAAGUUGACCGCGUCAUCUCCGAUCGCAAGUACGACAGCAAGUCGCGGCAGUAUAAAGUCACAUUCACAGCAUGCGAUCGCGACGACACUCGGUGGAUAUCAGGCGCAGAUUUGAAAGCAUCCGCACCGCUGAUCUACGCGCAUUAUGAAAAGCGCAGGUUAGCUCAGGAAGCUUCACGACCAGCCCCUCCCACCCGGACUGUGGUCCCUCCCUCAGACAGACAGCUUCGCCCUUGCAGAGCUGAUCGUGACGAAGGUCGUGAAGUUGUCGAUGACGUUCAUGAUGAGAAGUCUGGAAUGUCGUCGAGGAAGAGCCUCAACGUCGACAAUCUGAAGUGGCAAAACUGGAGUGGAUGGAAUACUGAGAAGUCAAAGACGUGGGAAGAUAAGUCGGAGUCAAUCGUCGAAGUCCGUGGGAACAUGAGGGUGAUAGUUGAGGUCGCAAUAGUAAGGCGACAUCCCCGUGGCGGGCGAGACGGCGUGGUUCUAGGCUAUCUCCGCGUGGGCAAUAUGGAGAUCCCACUGCUGGUCGUCACGAACAAUCUUUCGGAGAAUAUCUCCGAGAGUCCAGUUCGUGACCUCGGUCUGACCAUCAGUCUGGGGAUGGUAAGACGAGGAGAAGCGGAGCUGGGUGUCGUACACCUCGUGGAGUCGUCGCUAGAAUCAGCUGGUAAAGCGCGGGUCACGGUCAGAUAUGAUGCUCAGAGGCACCAGCUGGAUGGAGUGUUUGACGUCGUGCAUCGGUGGGAGGCCGACAUACGAGAACGACGAUGGCAAAACGUCGUGGUAGUCUCGAAUGAGGUCACGAACUGCGGUCUCCAGGUCAGACGUAUAGCGCGCGAGUUCCUCAGCGUCAGCGUCAGCGAGCGACGACGGGGUGGACUCGACGGACGGCGGAGGGAGGGAAGUAGAGAUGGGAGCCAUGAAGAUAGAAGGAGGAUCUGGCUCCAGAUAGAUGAGCUCGGCGUCUGGAUAGGGUGGAUCAUAGUGCAAGAGAUCUGUCACGUUCACUGUAAAGAAGGUGACGUCGUCCUGUUGGAUGAAGUGAGCGAAUUGCCGAGGCGAGGUGACAAUGAUAGCAGGAGAUGGUGUGGGCACGGAAGGCUCCGGGGGAGGAGGGUUGCGGCGUGGUGUCGCAGUGGUACCUAUGAAAGGUACGCGAUACGUUUGUCCACACUUCGUUUUGAGAACGAGCGUGUUGGUCGCCCAAUCGGCCUCCGUGCUGCGGAACCGACGAGACCACAGAGUACCGAGAAUGAAGUCGUACCCCGUCUCCAUCACAUCGAAAUGUGCAGAGGAGCGGUGGCGACGAGACGUCGGGGGACGAUCAGUCGGCUCGAGAGUGAGGAAGAAGGGAGGUCGGUGAUCGUCUGAUCGAAGAAGUGCUGGGUCUUGUCAUGCCCUAGGGUGACAGAGAUGGGAGUCGGAGACCCUGCCAUGGGUAAGUAGGCUUCCUUCACCACACGUGGGUGAAUGAAAUCGCCCUGAGAGC